AUGUACAUCCCCUCAGCGCAAAGCGUUCUCACAGCGGGACUCGCUCUCACCGGCAAUCUCAGAGGACCACGCACCAUAGCCUCAGGCACGGUCCUCGACUACGCGCCCGGGACCUGCAAAGACGCCUCGGGGCACGCGCGCUGCACGCCGCCCUUCAUCGUCGCGAAGUCGACGUGCUACCGGCUCGAGUGGACGACCGAGGGCGCGCUGACGCACACCACGGCCGAGGUGCGGGACGCCGGGUCCGACGAGCUCGUCUUCUACCGCGACACCGACGGGGAGUGGACGCCCGAGUCAGGGGAGCUCGUCUACCUCGACUUCAAGCCCAAGGUCCCUGCGACGGGAAAUCAGACAGUGACUUAUAUGGUUAGGACUUGUGAGUGA
Annulohypoxylon truncatum is the source of this 384-nucleotide messenger RNA. RefSeq lists its product as uncharacterized. The record is from RefSeq and is a predicted model, not a curated record. Lineage: Eukaryota; Fungi; Ascomycota; Sordariomycetes; Xylariales; Hypoxylaceae. The transcript has 3 exons. Bases 1 to 384 code for a protein of 127 amino acids.